This is a messenger RNA of Rubroshorea leprosula, 1676 nucleotides long. Lineage: Eukaryota; Viridiplantae; Streptophyta; Magnoliopsida; Malvales; Dipterocarpaceae. The record is from the annotation of a GenBank genome assembly.
AUUUUAACUUCAACCCAAAUUUCUUGCAAUCGAAGGUACCCACUAGCUGUUUCUUCCCCAUCAAUCAAACCCCACUUCGCCUUUUCAUUUCUCUUCCCUUUCCACACAAACCCAGGCCCCGAAUCGAGUCUCUGCUGAGGAUUCUGUGAUGGGUCGCGAGAGCGAUUCGGCGAUUGUCACCACGGCCAACGGGAAGACAGGGACCACGGCGGCGACAGCACUUGCACCAGGAUUUCGAUUCCACCCGACUGAUGAAGAGCUCGUCAGCUACUACCUCAAGAGGAAGAUUUUGGCUAAACCCGUGAGGUUUAAUGCCAUUGGUGAGGUCGAUAUCUACAAGCACGAGCCUUGGAACCUCGCGGAGUUUUCAAGAUUGAGAACCAGAGACCAAGAGUGGUAUUUCUUUAGUAUGUUGGAUAAGAAGUAUGUGAAUGGAGCAAGAAUGAAUAGGGCCACAGGCCAAGGAUACUGGAAAGCCACUGGGAAGGACCGGGAGGUCCGUCGGGAUUCACAGCUACUUGGGAUGAAAAAAACGCUUGUAUUCCAUAGUGGUAGAGCGCCAGAUGGGCAGAGGACCAAUUGGGUCAUGCACGAGUACCGGCUCAUUGAUGAAGAAUUGGAUAAAAUUGUGGGUUUGCAGGGCUAUGUGUUAUGUAGGGUGUUUCAUAAGAAUAAUAUAGGACCGCCAAAUGGAAACCGUUAUGCACCUUUUAUGGAAGAGGAAUGGGAUGAUGCUUCAGCAGCUUUGAUCCCUGGAAUAGAUGGUGGUGAUGACACAAGAGCUGGCAAUGAUGGAUUAGCUGCUACCAAUGUAACCGAAAGCAAUGGUAUUGAAAGGAAUGAUGUUGAGCAGGAAAUUCAAGUUGUGGAAAAGACACGGUCGUUACAGGACAUUAACUCCACUGAAAAUAAUCCCCUAACCACUAAUGAAUGCCCGGGGGAGUCACGAGACAAGUUACUUGUGUGCAAGAUUGAAAGGUCAGAUGAUUGUCCUCCAGUAUGUGUGCUGAAUAAGGAAGCACCAUUACCUUUGCUCCAAUAUAAAAGAAGGCGGCAUAAUGAUUCAGGUUCCAACCAUGCAAGUGGCUCCGAGCAAUCAACUAGGACAACUCAGGACCAGUCAUCAACAACAACCACAGCAGCGGCUGUGGCAGCAACAGAGGCAUCAUCAGCAACAACAGCCGCAAUCUCUGCAUUGCUGGAAUUCUCCCUCAUGGAAUCCAUUGAACCGAAGGAGAAUCCUCAUUUCCCUCCACCCACCUAUGAUGCUGCUAACCUUGAGUCACCAGUGCCUCCCAGCUGCAUGAACCUCAUCAAUGAGCUGCAGAACGAGAUCCACAAGAUCUCUGUUGAGAGGGAGACAAUGAAACUCGAAAUGCUGAGUGCUCAAGCCAUGAUCAACAUUCUUCAGUCAAGAAUUGAUUUCCUUAGCAAGGAAAAUGAAGACUUGAAGAGGGAAAUACAAAACCGAAACCAAAACCCGGAGCAAGUAUAACGUUGAUAGCCAUGUUGUUGUCUGCGUUUUAAUAUGUCAUCUUUUCAAGAGCCAUCGGCGGCAUGUAGCAUUAGGACAAUGUAUCUUUUUUAUAAAACAAUGUUUGUAGCUGUAGGAUUAAGGUUAAGUUUGUUACUGCCUAUGUUGUAGGAAUAUCAAACUGGUUAAUUUUAUUUUUUUA